Molecule: messenger RNA, 2500 nt
Organism: Anarrhichthys ocellatus (wolf-eel)
Lineage: Eukaryota; Metazoa; Chordata; Actinopteri; Perciformes; Anarhichadidae
Product: zinc finger protein Pegasus
Exons: 3
Coding region: 325-1605 (426 amino acids)
Biological process (GO): regulation of transcription by RNA polymerase II
Molecular function (GO): RNA polymerase II cis-regulatory region sequence-specific DNA binding; DNA-binding transcription factor activity
Source: RefSeq, a predicted model, not a curated record
ACUCAGCAAAAACCAGAAGCGGUCACUUGGUAACGGUCCUAGCCAGAUAAUUAAUCCACUAGCGGCCAGUUUUCACACUUGUCUCUGCUUAGCGAUAAUGUUACUUACACAUUGAAAUGUAAGCUAUGAACUGCGUUGAGGGUGGUGCUAGAUAAUCGGUGUUAAUAUAUUAAAAUUGCUUUAAGGUGUCGAGCUAGCGAGACCACGUUAGCAUUGUUGUUAGCAGCUAUGAGCUAACCGUCAACAUUAUUUCACAGGCGUCUAACGUCACGUUAGCUAACGUACUGUAGGUUGCAAGUCCGACUGUCAACUCAUCUCCUCUGGAUGUUAUCAAGCUCAAUAAGGAGUAUGGAACAGAUAAAGACCGAGCCUGUGGAUUUUGUGAAGGAAUUCCAAGAAUACCUGACCCAGCAGACCCAACAUGUCAACAUGAUCUCGGGCUCUGUUUGCGGAGAAACAGAGCCAGGAGAGCCGUUUCAAGCCGUUGCCCCCAGGAGUGAGCAGAAUGGUCUGGACCCUCCGUCUUUGGAGGUGAGCCUGCCCAUGGAGGAUGGUCCAGAUGUACAGAUGGACGGCCUGGAGAGGACCUGCGAUGGGAAGUACAAGUGCAGCUACUGCAGCUAUGCCAACAAGGGCAUGGCUCGUUUAAUAGAGCACAUCCGCAUCCACACAGGAGAAAAGCCUCAUCGCUGCCAGCUGUGCCCGUUUGCUUCAGCGUACGAGCGCCACUUGGAGUCCCACAUGCGCUCGCACACAGGAGAGAAACCGUACAAGUGUGACCUCUGCGCCUUCCGCUGUAGUGACCGCAGCAACCUGUCGCACCAUCGCCGCCGCCGCCACAAGCUCCUGCCCACCAGGGCCGUCCGCUCUCCUUUCUCCAACAAAAGAAUGUUGAGCUCGCUGCAGAAGAGGACCGGCGCGUUGGGCUUCAGCAGGCGACUGCUCAUCAACUAUAACCCUCCCUCCAUGGGGAUGCCAAAGUCGAAUUAUAUAAAUGACAUGUCUUACAAGAUCCACCAUCAUACGCAUGGCAGUGAUCAUAAGAACCAUCCCAAGGUAGACGAGAAUGACGAUCAUAAAAGAGACGACAAUAAUUUGACUUUUAUUAACCCACUGGACCAGCUGUCUACACUCGCUGGCCAGUUAGCCGACAUUCAUCCUGAGUCUCAGACCCCUGCAUCCCCAGACAGGGAGUCCCUAAAAGAUGAGAAGCCCAUUCUCAUACAACAGGUCUCUAGUGAACACCUUGCCAUGUGUUCAAAUGGCAUGCAGACUUUACCGCCUAAAUAUGAAUCCCCCAAGUCAGGCCACGGGAGCUGCAGUCCCGCUCCUGGCUUCAGCUUUGAGAACAGCUUGAACACUGUUACUGAGAGUGUCCGCAACAGCCAGCCGGGCACACCGGCUCCUGCGCUGACCCCAGCGGACCAACAGCUCCUAAAUAAGUGCCAGCACUGUGAUAUUCACUUCCUGGAUAACAUCCUCUACACCAUUCACAUGGGCUGCCAUGGCUACGAACAUCCAUUCCAGUGCAACAUCUGUGGUCACAUGUGUAAAGACAAAUACAACUUUUCAUGCCAUUUUGCCCGCGGACAACAUAUAAAGUGAUUCCAAGCAACACAGAUGCAUACGGUGUCUUUGCUCCUUGUGUUUUCAGCAUAUUGCUUGUACAGCAUUUAAACAUGGUAACCCUGAUUUACAUUUUUAUAUUCUGAACAGUUUACUAUUUUCUUUUAAUUUGCUAAAUACUAUGUUGUUGUCUUACUGCUGUUCUAUACGGCUUUGAGCUUUUCAUAUUGGCUCUGGAUUGAUACAUACAAACGGUGGACAAAACAACAGAAACAUCUUGAAUCCUCCCUUCUAUAACAACGCAGCUUCUUGUGUUUGACAUAUAAUCCUGAGACAUUAUCGUAUCCAUGAGACAUUUCAAUGAAACACCAACAGUAUUUAACACCUAACAUUAUUCAGCGUGAGGCUGUUUAACUGUAAUGUUGUCCAUCAUCUGUAUAUGGCCCGUUAGUUAAAUUGUCUGGACACACUUCGCUGUGAGACGUUCAAAGACUGGCCGCUUAAUUGGCUCAUUUUCUGUUCAAACGUUUGUGCAGCCAGACCCAUUAUAAUCCUGCUUGCUGUUCUGAUAUUUAUUUAUACCUCACUCCAUGAAACAAUUUUGUAUUUAUAAACUUUAAGUAGUUUUGUGGUACCAAUUUUUAGUACAAAUUCUGAUUUCACUGUACACACUUCUGUGUAUAGUAAGAGAUGUAGAGUCACUGUAAAGAUCUCCGACUCUUAAGAUGUAAUUUAAAAUGUUAAUUCAUUUGGUAGCUUGUUUGUAUGCGAUUAAUAUUUUUAUGGACAGAAAGUGAUUAUUUGAGAUCAAUGUGUUCUUAUCUAUUAAGUAUAGCAUUUGUAUACUGACACCUUAUUGGCAGAGACCUUGUAGAUGACCACGAAUGUAUCGCAGUAUCUUGAGUUUGAAAUAAAAAAGUUUUUAAUAACAGGA